GCUAAGUUAUACUAAGUCUCGCCAUGUCGUCGUACUUCUUCCGAUAAGGUUAGAUUUUGGCAGGAAUUUCAAGGAAUACUUCCAGCCGGAACUGCAUGCUUGUCGUAUUUGCAAAGCUAAAUUCGCACGAGACUUUCGGAGUUUCAAGCCGUGCACAUAAGCGUAGGUGACCUACUAGUUGGACGGAACUAUUUUUGGAAGCUAAAUGAAAAAUAUAUCAAUUUCUGCAAGCCUAGCUGAAGAAUUCCAGCGCGGUACUUCAUAGUUCGUCCAUCGCAAGUCAGACAACAGGUGAUGUUUCUCAUUGUUCCCGCGGAAUGAAACACACCUUCAAACGAUGAACUUGGGUGGACACUUUGGAGUCUGGGACUACAGCAUUUUCUUCACCAUGCUGCUGGCCUCUUCAGCGAUAGGCAUUUACUACGCCUUCAAGGCUGCGAAGAAGCCGCAGGUGCCUAAAUCAAUGGGAGUUGUCCCGGUCGCUAUGUCGCUGAUCAGCACGUCUAUAUCGCCCGUGGCUAUGCUAGGCAUUCCAGCCGAGAUGUACUUCUACGGCGUCGGGUUUAUCAUGAUACAGCUGGGACUGCUGUUCACCGUGCUCUUGACAAAUCACAUCUACAUGCCCAUGUUUCACAACCUUGACGUUACCAGCGCUUUCCAGGGUGGCAUCAAGGCGAUUGUCAUGGCCGACGUGUUUAUGAGCUUCAUAAAGUAUGCCUCCAUCAUACUGCUUGCAGUGAAGGGGACCAUCGACGUCGGUGGCUGGCAGAUCGUCUACGAAAAGAACCGCGACUCUCAAAGACUUUAUUUGUUCGACUUUCACCCGGACCCGACGAUUCGUCAUUCAGCCUGGUCCCUGGUGAUCGGAGGCACAUUCCUGUGGCUCACCAUGUACGCCGUCAACCAAGGCUGGGUGCAGCGCUAUCUCAGCAUGCCCAACGUGGCCGCAGUUAGGAGCGUCUGUGCCGAAAUCUGCCUCUCUUUCCUGCUCUUCUUUAGAGCCAUGUGGGUGAACCUGAUGGGCGUGAUUGCACUUCAGAGUUUGCUGUGCUACGUGGGACUGGUGAUAUUCGCGCGAUACAGUGACUGCGAUCCCGUCAGCACAAGGCAGGUUACGGCGGCGGACCAGGUAAAUCCAUUUUUCGUCAUGGACAUAUUGGGAAGCUACCCAGGUGUUCCUGGCCUCAUCGUGUCUGGAAUAUUCAGCGGAGGACUGAGCGGCGUAUCUGCAAGCCUCAGCUCCCUGGCGACAACGACACUUCAGGAUAUCGUAAAGACUUACAUCAAGCCGGACCUUGGAGAUAGGGCUGCUGGCAUCUUACUGAAAGUUCUUACUGUCGUGUUCGGAGUCAUCGUCGUCGCCAUGGUGUACGUGGCUCAGCAGAUGGGGGACGUCCUGCAGUCGGCGCUGUCCAUCCUUGGUAUCGUCGGUGGCCCUCUGGUCGGCGUCUACAGCCUCGGCAUCUUCGUCCCGUUCGCCAAUUCAAUUGGAGCCACUGCGGGCUUGGUGGCCGGUGUGGCGACCCUGUCCUGGAUCAGCGUGGGCGCCUAUCUCCGGAGGCCGCUUCACUGGCGACCGCCGGUCUCGGUCGACGGUUGCGUUCCGCUGUACCUGAAUGCAACGGGCCUCGAGCAGCCGGUUCUUCCUGCUGCCAACAUCGACGCGCACAAUUCUCAGAUCGAGUACAUCUACCGCCUGUCCUACCUGUGGUACAGUUUUCUUGGAGCAGUUAUCGUCCUUGCCCUGGGAUCCUUCGUCAGCCUUCUGACAAUUCGAUGGUCCAAGCCGGUCGAAGAGCGCCUCCUGAUUAGGAUCACCUGCAAAUGUUCCUCUAGACGGGGCACAGAGCGAAAUGUCAAGUCGCCUUCGGUGAGCAGUGCUAUUUCGCCCGACGGUGGCCCAUUCUUCGUGGAACCAAUUGUCCCGGAUUCGUCCCAUCAUAACCUGGCACAACUUGGCGUGAGCAACAGAUCGUCAGUGACACCACUGACAACUGGCACGAAGCAGAAGCGAGUGAAAGAACUCAUCUUCCGGAAAUUCAAUGGCACAGUACAGAAUAAGGUUUCUAAUGGGAACGAUGUGCAGAUGAGCUCAAUAACUGCUGGUAACAUGGAAUCCUCAAGAGAUGAAUGCAGGGGGACGACCAGCCACGAAGUUACAUUUAUACCACCACCAGCUUAAACACGUGCCUGCCUUGCUUGCAAAAGGGGCCCUGAACCACCCCUCGGACUUAAUGAAAAAACUAUCUGCAGACGGCAUACGCUGCUGUGAACAUCUCGGCCAGAUUUUGCAGUUGUGCACGGCACAUGGAUUUCACAAGCGGAGCUCGAGGUCACCUUUCUCUCAGAUGCUUUCUUUUCAACAGAAGCCUUGUAUUCACUCUUUUUUGGACACUUUAUUUUGUAAUAUAGCAGAUUCCCAUGCGCGGCUGCUACUGGCUGACAUCAGUCAAGAAGGGUGUUUGGAUUAGUGUGCUUCUUCCUAUUGUUACUGUGCAUAUUUAUUGAUGCAGUUUAAUAAUUAAACAGGCUGAAGUGAAAAUAUGCUUUCGAAUUUCUAAUAAUUACGUACUUCAGGAAGAAGCAAACUAUGGUCUGCUCAUGCUUGGCUACGGCAGCCCAUGUAGGAAUUAAACUUUGGCUACCCUGCUUAUUAGUGUGAUGGCCGACCUGGCCGCUCCUGGUUGGACGUCUUGGCAAUGAGCUAUUGAUAGCGCUUCAAAAUGUUCAAGUUGGAUGUGGCUACUAUCCGUCGGUUAAGCUGGUGCAGGACAAAGCCAGUCCGCACCACGUAGCACUGCUGGACAGGAGCACAUGAGCACGAGCGCGUACUCAAACCCGGUCGUGCACAAAGCAAACGCUGCAGUUGCAUGUAGCCGUGGUCUACUACAUAGCAUAGAUACCACGGCUGCUGCGAGGUGCUGCGACGAGUCCACUGGCUGAGCACACUGCGGCUCGGUGAGGACAACUGCAUUUGGCACGUUGUAGGUGCCAAAAUCUGAAACAGUGGUUUCUAUGCGAACAGCCAAAAUCAAAUUUGAACUGUGCACCAUGGUGACAUUUUGUAGGCAGAGCGGUGUAGACACACCUUGCUCUGCCGUAGCCUUCACAGUGCAAAUCAUUGUAGAAGGAACGGAAGUGCCGUAAACAGUAGGUUUGACUGCCAAUAACUCCGCUUGUACUAAUGUGUUGAACUUUUCUUGCAGGAAAGUAUUUCUGAAAUAAACUAAUUUAACUUCAAAUGCAUUUAUUGCCUUCGAUAAAAAGUGGUUCAGGGCCCCUUAAAAAAUUGCAUCAUAAAUGCAUGUUAUUUCCCUAGGCUAUCAUCAUCUAUUAACGAAAGCACAUUGUCGCCACAGAGGCUGUGCUGAUUCGUCUACUGGGUAAAGCCAGCAUUCAUCAGGACAUUUUACAUGCAUUUGAUGCGCCAGAAAAAAAAUUUUCAUUUGCAGAUAGUUUAGGCCAAGACGUUUGAAUAGUGUGCAAACUGCACAGUUGCAAUAAAAUGGUAGCACGUCAGGCAUUAACACAUCUCCUACUAGCCCCAGCAGAACAUAAGCUUAUUGUGCUGCAAUGUACUCAAGGCCGAGCACUUGCACUGUCAUUUCAUUUGCUGAGGAUUAGAUACGCCCAGAAAAGUGUUUGGAGUAUGAGGGAAAAAAGUACGUAUAAGCACGGGCACUUAAGCAAGCAGUAUGGAAUUGAAUGCACUGUGCAAGGCAAGUAAAGGGCCCUCAAAAGUAGGCAAGUUCUUGCUGUUUUGCUUCAUGAAGGCUCAGGGGCAGGUGUGCAUGUACUACGGCAUAACGCCAAACUGUUUGGACUGUUUUUAUCAGCACCUAUAAGUAAUUGUGAGUCACGCUGACAUUCUCUGCACAGUCUGCUGCUCCCAUGCAUUUCCUUGCAGUAGAAUUGCCAAGUAAUUGCAAGAGGCUUACUAGCUUGUCAGCCAACCAUGUUACAUGUGUCGACUAUCACUUGAAAUACAGCUGCAAGGAAGCAUUGGCCUCAGUCAGUAUGCGAGAGGAACUGUCCCAACACCGUGCCGCACAUAAAAAAAAUUAUGGGGUUUUACAUGCCAAACCACUAUCUAAUUAUGAGGCACGUCAUAGUGGGCGACGACGGAAAAUUUGACCACCUGGGGUUCUCUACCAUGCACCUAAAUCCAAGUACACGCGUGUUUUCGCAUUUCGCCCCUGUUGAAAUGCGGCUGCCGUUGCUGGGAUUCGAUCCUGUGACCUCGUGCUUAGCAGCCUAGCACCAUAGCCACUAAGCAACCACAGCAGGUGCUGUGCCGCACAUAAAGGCAUGCAUUAGAACACAUUACAGCGCAGACUGGCUGUACUCCCGCUCUAAGGGCAACACUGCACCCAUUACAUAUCACACCGGUUGUGCAAUCAGUUCAAUUUCAUGCGCAUCUACAGAAAAACUAAUUCAUUUAACUACUCCGCUCUUCCAAGAGCCAUUCGCCUUUGGAACGAUCUUCCUAACUCCAUCGCGUAUGAGAGUGACCAAGAAAAUUUCCACCGUCUUCUAACAAUGCAUUUUUCAAACUCUACAUAACCUAACGUGUUAUAUUUUCUUGCCUUUCCUGUUCUUAAAAUGAUACUAUCCCUUAAAUACUGUUUUGCUAUAGCCAAAUAUUUCCCGCUCGCUCUGUAAUUCUAUUGAUUAUAUUUUACUUUGUGAAAGUUUCUUGUUCAGUGACCUCUCGUGUUUGAAAGUGUUUGGGUUGUCCAUUGUACAAUUUUGACACCACAUUACUGUAUGUUAAUGCAUUUAUUAUUGUAUAUGUAUUCACAUACGUAUUCUAAUUAUUGUAUAUUAUAAUCUUUGAGUGAA
Messenger RNA from Dermacentor andersoni, 4842 nucleotides. Lineage: Eukaryota; Metazoa; Arthropoda; Arachnida; Ixodida; Ixodidae. The record is from RefSeq and is a predicted model, not a curated record.